This is a messenger RNA of Aethina tumida (small hive beetle), 1587 nucleotides long. RefSeq names its product putative glucosylceramidase 4. Gene Ontology annotation, biological process: glucosylceramide catabolic process. The record is from RefSeq and is a predicted model, not a curated record. Bases 1 to 1587 code for a protein of 528 amino acids. Gene Ontology annotation, molecular function: glucosylceramidase activity. The transcript is spliced from 8 exons. NCBI's taxonomy places the organism in Eukaryota, Metazoa, Arthropoda, Insecta, Coleoptera, Nitidulidae.
AUGUUGGUCUUGUCGUAUCUUAUCCUCCAAAUAGUUACACUCUCAGCUCUAAGUCAACAAUGUAACGUAAGGGUAACCUCAAGUGGCAGGGUUUGUGUUUGUAAUUCAACCUAUUGUGACUUCGAACCAAAAUGGAAGCCAGUAGCUGGGCACUACAGCCUUUACACUACCAGCAAAGAACGUCCUGGUUUUUCAGUGAAGACCAACGAAUUCUCUUACAAUCGCUUCAAUUCGGAAUAUUGGACCGUCCAGGUGGACGUAAAGGCUAAAAAACAAAAAAUUUUGGGCUGGGGUGGCGCAUUUACGGACGCCACAGGUAUAAAUAUCCACCAGUUGCCCCAAGGUGCCCAAGACAAUUUGCUCAGAAGCUACUUUGGCGAGGACGGCGUCGACUACAGCCUUUGUCGUGUGCCUAUAGGAGGCACCGACUUCUCCACCAGACCGUACUCUUACGACGAUCACCUUGAUGGUGUAGGUUUGCCCAACUUCAAGCUUCAAGAAGAAGACAAAGAUCACAAAAUUCCCGUAAUCGAAGCGGCGAAGAAGUUGAAGGGGGGGAACAGUUUGAAGCUGUUUGCGACUGCUUGGACUGCUCCUCCAUGGAUGAAGACCAAUAAUGGAUGGACUGGCUUUGGAAGGCUUAAAGAUGAGUUCUAUCAGUUGUGGGCUGAUUAUCACGUUAAGUUUUUCGAAGCUUAUCGACAGAAUGGGAUAGAGUUUUGGGGUAUGACCACUGGUAACGAACCUUCACUUGGUUUUGUGCCCAAUUUUCUUUCCAAACUGAAUGCUAUGUCUUGGAUGUCAUUCAGAAUGAACAAGUGGGUUGGCGACAAUCUUGGGCCAACAAUUAGGUCUUCAAAUUUCUCACAUUUAAAGAUAAUGUUACAUGAUGAUAUUAAAGUAACUUUACCAGUGUUACGUACGCAACUAAGAAAUCCAACAACUGUAGACUUUGCUGAUGGAGUGGCUGUACAUUGGUACUGGGAAAAACUUUUACCCGAUUCCGUCUUAGAUCUCACAGUUUCACCUUUAAAAGACUUGCUCCUGUUAGCCACUGAAGCAUCUAAUGGUUAUCUCCAUGGAUUACGACUGGAAAAGGCAGUGGAACUGGGAAGUUGGCCAAGAGCAGUAAACUAUAUUAAAAGCAUCUUCUUGGUGAGCCCCACAGAAACCGAUAAACCAAAACACCAACACAAAUUUCAGGACAUCAGUUACAGGUCAGCCGGUUGGAUUGAUUGGAACAUGGUACUGGACCAAGAUGGCGGACCAUGUUACAUCAACAACAACCUGGACGCCCCCAUUAUCAUCAACUCCGCAGCUGGAGAGUUUUACAAGCAACCCAUGUUUUAUGCCCUGGGCCACUUUGCCAAAUUUUGUCCCCCUGAUUCGACUAUACUCGAAAAUAAAAUCGGGUGGAGGUUGGAAAACAUCCAAGCCAUGAGUUGCUUGAGGCCAGACGAUAGUCUUGCCGUGUUUUUGUUUAAUUCGGGUGAUCGAAAUGUGUCCCUCUUUGUUUCUGAUGGGAAAAGAGUUGUUGAGGAAACAGUCGAAGCUGAUUCGAUCAAUACCUUCCUUUGGUCUUUAUAA